ACAAGACAGUUAUUAGGCGGCGCGGGGCAGCCGGCAUGGAGCUCCAGGAGGCGAGGCAGAGCCGGGCGCACUGGGAGCCCGCGUUCACUGCAGUGCAUUUCGCUUCCAGCGGCCGCUCCUUCCAGCUAGUUCCUUGUUCCUAGACGCCCCGUCCCCCAACCCCAACCUCCUUAGGUCCCUCUCAAUAUGGAUUCAUUUCAGUCUGCACAGAUGUUGAGCUUGCCCGCCGAGCUCGGCAGCAACAACUUAGAACUGGCGGAGCUGGCGGCUCCAAAUGACCAUUUGCUUUACAGCAAUCGGUCUCAAAUUUAUUUCACCUUGGAGUCUCAUGAGGAUGCACUGCAUGAUGCAGAAAUAGCAUGUAAACUUCGGCCAAUGGGUUUCAAGGCACACUUUAGAAAAGCACAAGCUUUAGCCACCCUAGGCAAGGUGGAGGAAGCACUCAGAGAAUUUCUCUACUGUGUGUCCCUUGACGGAAACAACAAGAAAGCCAGAGCUGAAGCUCAAAGGCUUCUCUUUAGUUUCUUUUCACCAUCAGUCUCGGGGGAUUCUCAGGAACAUUUUCCCGAUAUCCUGAAGUUGUUGGCAACUCACCCUAGAUUAAAGGAACACGUAGAGUCAAUGGCUACUGAAGCCCCCAGCCAUAAUCUACCAAAGUUGUCACAGGGAAAUCCAGAGAUUCCACAUUGUUCUAAUCAGGAGGAAGCAGCAGCUGGGGGAGACGGCAGCAGCCUGGAGAAGUCAGCCCAUGUAAAGGUGGGUAGUCAAGAAAACAAUGUGAGAGAUCACGAAGAAGAGAAGCAGGAUGCUGCCUCCGUCAGGACCGGCAAAUGCCAGGAAAAGAAAAGGAACCGUUGCCAAAUUGAUGAAAUCCAUGAAGACACAGACGUGCCUAAUAAAGUCUCCAAACAAGAUCUUCCUGCUGAUCAGGUGGCCAAACAAGAUCCCAGUAUUCCGCUUGCAUCUUUUGAUGCGUCUGACCUUGAAUGCUCACUGUGUAUGAGAUUAUUCUAUGAGCCAGUCACAACACCUUGUGGGCACACCUUUUGCUUGAAAUGUCUUGAGAGAUGCCUAGAUCAUAAUGCAAAGUGUCCACUGUGCAAAGACGUUCUUUUACAGUGCUUGCCAUCAAGAAAGUACAGCAAGAAUGUGAUCAUGGAAGAACUAAUAGCUAAAUUCCUGCCAGAAGAACUCAAGGAACGAAGGAGGCUUCAUGAAGAGGAGAUGGAAGAGCUUUCUAACUUAAAUAAGAAUGUGCCUAUUUUCGUGUGUACUAUGGCCUAUCCCACCGUUCCUUGUCCCCUGCACAUUUUUGAGCCUUGUUACCGCCUAAUGAUUCGGAGAUGUAUUGAGACAGGCACAAAACAGUUUGGCAUGUGCCUUGGAGAUCCUGUCAAAGGGUUUGCAGAAUAUGGCUGUAUCUUAGAGAUCAGAAAUGUCCAAUUCUUUGCUGAUGGCCGAUCAGUGGUUGACAGCAUAGGCAAGAGGCGUUUCAAGGUGCUCCAUCAGGGCCAGAGGGAUGGCUACAACACAGCUGACAUUGAAUAUAUUGAAGAUCAAAAGGUUCAGGGAGAAGACUGUGCUGAACUCAUGGGGUUGCAUAACUGUGUGUAUGAGCAAGCCUCCACAUGGUUUCAUUCACUCAAAGCAUCUCUGAAGACUCGGAUACUCAAUCAUUUCGGUCCAAUGCCAGAGAAAGAUGAAGAUCCCCAGGUUAAUCCAAAUGGCCCAGCCUGGUGCUGGUGGACAUUAGCGGUUCUUCCCCUGGAAAGUAGAGCUCAGCUCCCCUUCCUAGCAAUGAGGUCUUUAAAGGACAGACUCAAUGGUAUUCGGCGAAUCCUGGCCUUUAUAUCCAGAAACCAAAAUUAGUGGGAGCAGAUUGUGGAAAAGGCAUUUCCACCCUGUCCACUGUUCCAGGGCGAUGUUCUUGUAAAUAUGUCUAAUUGCAAUAACACUUUAACAGAAGAGCGCAUAUCCUAGACAGAUGAUACUCUGCUUUUUGACCAUACAGAAAUUGAGUAGGAAGACCAAAAGGAGGUGACCUGAUUGACUUUCUGUCUUCAGAUGUUUUUUGACACAAACAGGCAGAGGUGUGGAAGAGUCCAGAAAAAGUUGAUGUUUAGCAUACAUUUUUCUAAAAGUUGAGUAUGACUUAUCUGUCAUAGCUGAGUGACUGUGUGGUUGAACUGUGAAGCAGAGAUGCCGAUGUCUCGGCAUCCUUCCACUGACUUGAUGUUUCAUUUCAAAUGGUUCAGGUUUUAUAGAGCAUUGUGUAAAAUAAUGUUCAUACUUCUUUCUGUUUUAAUAAUUUAUUUUUUGCACUACUGUAUCCUUUUUCUACAUGUACGUUUAUAACUAUUUAAGUGUACAUUACUGAAAAGUCCAUUGCUUUAUUUAUUGACAUGGUUGACUAUGUAGGGGGAAUAACAGUACUAAUACGUGCAAUGUUCUUUACUUUUUGCUGAAUUAAUCCCAAUUCUUGGGCCAUUUUUAUAUAGUUCAUGUCUAUCCUAGUGUACUAAGUUUCAAAGAAUUUCGGAAGGAUUCUAAGGUAAUUUAUCUUCACAAAUUCCACUCUUUCCAUUUGAAUUAAGUGAUAGAAAGUACCUAAUUGAUUUGGUAUAAGUUGUGGCGUGUGCAAGAGUAAGGAAAAAGAAUCCCUUUUCUGUGUGUAAUACAGAAGAAGGCUGAAAGAAUUACUCAAGAAUGGAGAGAUGAUUUAGAAAUGUCUCAUUACAAUCUAUUAGAGGUAUUUUUCAAGCUGUCUGAUUAGAAGUGCAUUAAUUUCUCCCCAGUGCAGUUAAGGAUAAGAUUAAUAUUUACUUAGUUUAUCAGAGAGAAUGGCAUCAAGACCUGUACCAGCACCUGCUGAAAUACUCGAGGGGCUAUUGCUUCUUAAAAGUGUAAGGAAAUCAGCUAGGUUAGAAUCCACUUUUAAAUAUCUAUAGUAGAUUCCAGGGAAAUGAAUCCAUGAUGUUAUGUAAACACUGCCUUCCCUCCUGGUAACAAUGAGCCAAACAUUUCAAUGCAGAGGAGAAAACAAAGGGAAUGGGUAGGAAGGGUUGAAGUAGUGCUUCUUAGCUCGCUUAGUGUUAGUUUGAGUCAUUUGGUGUCAGAGAAACCUGGAAAACAGAGUGCGGGUGUAUUAUAAUGGCAAAGAGGAAAAUCAGAGCCAGGAAAAGUGAAUUAAGCGAAUUGUCACAUUUAUUUCUUAUGCAAACUACUCCCCAGUGAUUUUGGACAGCUAUGGUGUGUUAUUCACGUGUAGCCCCUCCACUCUGUUAACAGGGGAGAGGGGAGGGAGAGAGAGAGAGAGAGAGAGAGAGAGAGAGAGAGAGAGAGAGAGAGAGAGAGAGAGAGAUUGAUAUCAAUCAGGGAUCAGUCUGGGCUCGUCUAUGACCACCAGAAACAUGAAAGAGGUGGGGUUUGUGUGUGAGAGAGAGGUGAUUUCCAGAUGCUGUAAAACAGACUCAUGUAAACAGAAAGCAAGCAAUCAUCUACACUGUAGGCUGUGUUGUCAGAGCAUUACCAGCUUUGAUGUUUGGAAUAACCAGGGCAGGUGAGGAAUGCAGGUGUAUGUAAUGGAAAUACAGGAGUGGGUACUACCUGAGUUAAAUGUAGAAAUCUCGCAGACCAGGAAAUGAAGAUAUUUUCCCCUCCCACCUGACAGCCAACUAUAUGAUUAUGGCAAAGUCCUAAUAUGAUUGUUUCCCAUUCUAUAGUGUAAACACAACAGAGAAAAAGCUCAAAAGUUUCUCCACUUAACUGCAUGUGUUACUUUGGAAUCAAUUUAACUUGCAUUGAGCCCCAGUGUCCUCAUAUAUGAAAUGAUACUGGUGCUUGUCUCAGCAGCACAUAUACUAAAAUUGGAAUUACACAGAGAAGAUUAGCACAGCUCCUUCGCAAGGGUGGCAUGCAAAUUUGGAUAGCAUUCUAUAUUUUUAUUAAAAGAUGGAAUGCUGGUGAUAUUGGUAGCAUAUAGGCUUUUUAGGAACUUUAAAUGGGACAUGUCAGAAAUUAGCACAGUGCCUUGAUGGGAGAUAUAAACUAUUACUAUUAUCAGCCAUGUAGAAUGUCAUCAAUAGUCUACAGCUACACGAAGCACUGUCUUGACUUGCAAUAUUCAUUUGCAUCCACUUUAAGCUUGAUUGGGAAAAUCCAAACCACUGACUCUUGGACUAGGAAAGUUGCUAUCGUUUACCUUACAUGCAUGGGCCACUGGGUUCUAUCUCCAGUACCGUUUUUAAAAAUAUAUGAAAUGUAAAGAAAAUGAAAGGACUGGAGAACAAAUGAGUGUUAGAAGUAGGGACUAAUUACCACACCAAGAAAAUAGUUUCCAUUUUAAUAAGGUAGUGCUGUACUGGGGUGGGGGACCAUAAUUCCUGAUAGAAUGGAAGCCUUAAGUUUUAGCUUCACGGGUAUAAUCAAACCAACUCUCCCUGUUCUUCAAAAGGUGUUGAGAAUUUCAGCUAUACCAGAAUAAUAGGAUUUCACCACCUAAGGGUUUUGCACAUAGCUAAUGUAAUUUCUUUGUGCUGUCUCAAAUAACAGACUCUACAAUGAUGUACUGAGAACCUGCCGUGUACCAGGUACUAAACUGAGUUAUCUCAUGCACCUGAACACAUGAAAUAACCUUUUAGACAGCAUUGUUAACCCCAUAUAUGGAUAAGAACACAGGCUCAGCAAUGUUGAAGAAUAUGCCUAUGUAAUAUGGUCAUCCAAUGAGUGGGCAAGCUUGACUCUUUACCUAUCAAGUAGCAGAUCUUUCGACAUUUUGAACAGUUGUUAUACAUGUUUUAUUCAAUAGACAUGGCAGUCAAAUUACAAAUCACCCCAAGAGCUCAAAAUGAGGAGUUCCAGGUGAAGUAAUAUACAGCUGCCCAACACAGCUUUUGUUAAUCUAAGUGAAAGGGGAAGUUUGGCUUCUUAAUAAAAUCCCAUUGAUAAGAGAUACCCAAUCUGAGCACAUGGAAAUCUUGGCUGGGCUAAAGAGCACAUUUCUCUGAGUAGCCUGGAUCCAUGUUGGGGUUGUUCUCUAGCCAGUUUUUGUUUCAGUAAUGGCAGGAAGUGGGAUAGUAGGCUUUGACUUUCUUCAGGAUGUACAUGAGUGGAAAACUCAGUUGAACUUGACUGUUUUUAGCACUUGCAGAUUGAUUCUGCUUCUAAGUGCAGUGGCAAUAAGUAUAGAGAUAAAAGCUAAGUAUCAGUCAGAAGAACAAGGUUCCCCCUUGUAGACAGUGCUGCUUUCUUGGGUUAGUUUUCCUUUCUACCAUGACAUGAGAGCUGACCCAGUCUUUUCCUUGCAGAUUUGUGUGUGUGUGUGUAUGUGUGUGUGUGUGUGUGUGAUAUACUAGGUAGCAAGCAGACCUUAUGCCUUUCUGCUCUGUACCGUACUACUGCUGCUAGCUAAAAACCAGCAAAAUGUAGAAAGUGAAAAAUGAAGAAACUACUUUUCAGUGGACAAUUUGAAGAAAGGGGUGUUUGCUCCUCACUUGGGGGGGCAGAGAACUAUUCCAAUAGCUUGCCUUUCUGAAGGCCAACUGCUUCACGCUCAGUGCUGCCUCCGUAGCAGAGUUGAGUUAUGGCACGUGGUGCUACCAUCUCUGCCUGUGGAGCUGGCCUGCGUUCAGAUAAUCCCCUGUGACUAGCCACAGAAGCCUCAGAAUUCCCAUGGCUGGGUUAUUGCCAACAGGUGGUGUCCUGUUGAUGGACUGCAACCCACUGGGGCCUGCAUUUACUGUGCCAACUUCAUUUCCAGCAUGUGAAUUUUAGCCAUAGGUUCGUUCCUUGGGUUCCCAGCUUGUUGACUGUGUGUCCAUUUCUACUCAUCUUGGGCCUAAGGAAUGAGGUUUUGAUUCUGGGUGAAAGACAGCUCUGAAAAGCAAGCAGGGCUUGGGCUUUGCUUUCUGGUGUUUCUAAUGUACAGAGAGCUGGAUGGGAAAGGAGCCGUGCACAGUGUACACAUUUAAUUCCUCUUAGAAUGGUAGCUCCCACCCACUCCACUGCUUAACUACGCAAUGCUCUGGAUUUUACACAUCCACAGGGGAAAUGAAGAACUCUUCACUUAGAAGUGGGUGUUUCCAAACAUGGUAAAUUAACCUCCAGAGAGAAGUGCCUGGAACUGCCGUUCCUGGUGUCACUUUCAAGCUUUGGCUUCAUGACUUUGUAGCAUUUAAAAAAUCUGUUUGCAGCCACAAAUGUGAUUAACAGAAGUUUACAAAGCAACACUGUACCUGUGCGUUAUCUUCAAAGUCUGCUGCCAUUCAUCUACUGUUCAAGUGAUGAAGACAACCAGUGAGCUAAGAUGAAGAGCAAAUAGUUGGGUGUGGCACUAUUGGAUGAUGUGAGAUAAAUGAGUCUCAUUACUGUAUGCAUUUCUUUGUAAUGCCAGGACUAAAACAUCCAGCAAGUCACUUAAACAGUGGCAAGUGUGUAUGUGUAUUUGGUUUUCAUUUGUUUGUUAAGCAGCCAUUUUACUUUUGCACAGUUAUGAGUUGAAGGGAAAUUAAGAUAACUCUCCUUCCCCCACCAAUGCUAUUCAACUACCUCUAUGUGCCUGGUUUCCUUUUAGGGUUCCCUUCUUCUAAAUCUGCACAAAAUAAUUUCAGCUCAUCUAUGUUGUAAUCGCAGUGUGAUAUAUAGAUAGUCUUUGUGAAAACUGUUUGUUCAUUAAAAGAAAGUUUCCUGUUGUCUCUGCA
Cricetulus griseus (Chinese hamster) is the source of this 6698-nucleotide messenger RNA. The record is from RefSeq and is a predicted model, not a curated record. NCBI's taxonomy places the organism in Eukaryota, Metazoa, Chordata, Mammalia, Rodentia, Cricetidae.